CUUCAGUCACCCCCAAAAGGUGCCACGAUUCCUUACCAUCCCAGCUUGUCCUUGGGACCGGUUCUUCUGUCAGCCAAUCAGGGAUUUUCCAUGCAAGGACAAUACAGUGGAAUAUCUCAAGCUGAGGUGACAAAAUUGCAGCAGCUUUCGGGACAUCCUGUCUCAUUUUCAUCCUUGGCACAAACUCCAUCUCUAGUUGCAGGCCUGGAUGCAAACUCUCAGAAUAGCUCUCAGGAGUUUCUAGUUCCCAAUGAUCUCAUUGGCUGCAUCAUUGGCCGGCAGGGGAGCAAGAUUAGUGAGAUUCGGCAAAUGUCUGGAGCGCACAUCAAGAUCGGGAACCAGACAGAGGGUUCUUCCGAACGUCAUGUGACCAUCACAGGCACACCAGUCAGCAUCACUUUGGCUCAAUACCUCAUCACAGCCUGUUUAGAGACGGCCAAAUCUACCUCCCAGACGCCCCCCGUUGACCUCGGCAUGACUUUCUCCCAGCCCCUCACCCCUUCGCCAGCCCCAGCGCUGACAGCAAUGGCCGCACCUCCCCCAACCUUGCUUGGUCCCCCCUAUGCCAUCUCCCUCUCCAACUUCAUCGGCUUGAAACCCAUUCCCUUCUUGACACUGCCCCCUUCCUCAGCCACGGGGCACAAUGGCAACCUUGCCACCUACACGACCAAGAUCUCCACAGCCAAUUCAAGCAAGAAGGGUGAGAGACAGAAGUUCUCCCCAUACUGAAGCAGGAAGGUGGGGCUGUGGGGCAGG
Notechis scutatus (mainland tiger snake) is the source of this 756-nucleotide messenger RNA. The record is from RefSeq and is a predicted model, not a curated record. NCBI's taxonomy places the organism in Eukaryota, Metazoa, Chordata, Lepidosauria, Squamata, Elapidae.